Molecule: messenger RNA, 693 nt
Organism: Guyanagaster necrorhizus
Lineage: Eukaryota; Fungi; Basidiomycota; Agaricomycetes; Agaricales; Physalacriaceae
Exons: 1
Coding region: 1-693 (230 amino acids)
Source: RefSeq, a predicted model, not a curated record
AUGUCAGCAAUCCUGUUGCAUGUCCUUGGUCGUGAUACGUCCGUACUGGCUGUCCUGUGUCUUCUUUCUUCCUCCAUUUCUGCAUUUCCUUCAAUCUGCCCAUCAUCAUGGAGUUUGUCCUUGGAAGUUGCUUGGAAGUUGAAAAUUUAUUGGCCAAGAACGGGCGCUUACCGGUCUUUGCGGACCACCAACUGCUCUAAUAUUUUCGUUUUCAUCGCUCUCCUGCCGCAUGUUACCAGUUUCCGUUCCAUGUGGCGUCGUCCAGCAGUAACUCGUUCUGAUUUUACAGCGUCAUACAUUGUCUUGGGAAUACAGCCGUACGGCAUCUAUGUGUUCCGUGCAUCUCAUUCCUCGUACCUCGCUGAAAAAUUCGCAUGGCAAUCCCUCGAAAAAACUUGGAAAAGGACCCAUUUCCAGGCUCCCCAAACCCUAGACAGUCAGGACGCCAGACUUACGAGAUACGACAGGUUCGAAUUAUCCGAGGUGCAUUCCGUCUCCAUCCGAAGAACAAUUGGCCAUUGCGGGAACUACAUUGCAACGGUCGAGGACUCAACGAGGCUGAACUUCGGAUGUUGCAGUCAUAUAUACGAGCAAACUGUCCCACCAGUCCAACCGGAAUCAUUAAAAAAUGCCGCCGGCAGCAUCUAUCAGUACUGUUCAGCUCGUGGACGUAACCUACUGGAACACACUUGA